Messenger RNA from Gasterosteus aculeatus aculeatus (three-spined stickleback), 1902 nucleotides. RefSeq names its product lymphotoxin-alpha. Lineage: Eukaryota; Metazoa; Chordata; Actinopteri; Perciformes; Gasterosteidae. Gene Ontology annotation, cellular component: membrane. Gene Ontology annotation, molecular function: tumor necrosis factor receptor binding. The record is from RefSeq and is a predicted model, not a curated record. Gene Ontology annotation, biological process: immune response.
CAGCCUGGCCCAUCAUUUAUUCACUUUGACUCCCGGGGAGUCUAUCAAACGAAGCCCUACUUAAGCUGUAUAGAUGCCCAACACGACCCGCAGUGUUUUCAAAGCCCUGGACCUUUAUGGGCGGCGCGUGUGCACGUGCGUGACCGGGGGCUCCACCUGACGGCGCGGGCUGAUCGCGGAGUUUGGUUGCGGGGGCGUACAAGGAGUGUUCGCCGCAGUCCCGUCUGCGGAAUGACGACCUCAGAAGAGGAAGUUCGUGUCUGGGUCUCAUCUGAGCGAAACUCGGGAAAAGGCUCAUUAGCGAUGCAGCGGCGUUGACGUGGGCGACCGCGCGCUCAUAAAUAGCGAUGGAAGCACGCGGCUGAUCCGCCACCGCGACACCCGCGACGCCGCCGGCACAUGGAGGACGACGCGGAACGAGGAGCGCAGCGGGACGCGCUGAUCCAGCUCCUGCGGCGCAGCGAGACGCGACACCGGCGCGCGGCCCGGAUGCUCGGCCUCGCGCUGCUGCUGCUCACCGGCGCGCUGGCUUUGCUCACCGCGGCGGUGUUCGGAGGGCGGGCCCGGCAGCCCCCGGAGAGCCAGCCGAUGAUUCAUCCUCACGCGCAUCCAUCAGGGCUCAGCCUCACGCAGAAGCAGGACUUGAUCAAUCCAAGCGCCAUGCUGACAGCUCCCAAUGGCCGCAACACUAACGGGAUGUAUCUGGAAUGGGAGUUUGAGACUGGAAAUGCUUUCCAUCAGGGAGGUUUCAACUACUCCGAGGGGAGCCUCGUGGUGCCCAGGAGCGGCAUCUACAGAGUCUUCCUGCAGGUCACCUAUGAGAGAAAGUACGACCCCAAGUGCUUCGAGCAGAAACUCACCAACUCAGUGGUUUUCUUCUGCGAUAAAUACAAAAGCAACAGGCCUCUCCUUACGUCGACGGACUCAGUGGGCUGCAGCCAGAACCAGUGGCCUAAGACGCUCUACACGGCCGGCCUGUUCGCUCUGGACGCUGGCGGCCAGCUACGCGUCCAGUCAUCGCACCCCAAGUUCAUCGUCAAAAGUGAAACCGGUGUGUUCUUUGGCGCUGAACUUCUGCCUCAGUAAUCAGCUAGAACCCCUGAAUCUCAUUAGCUCAUGAAUUGGUUUCAACUUCCAUGGAAGUUCAACAGUAGCUCCAGUGUCGUUUAAUGGUUACGGCUCAGGAAAAAGCCAAACCCACUGUUGAAUUCGCCACAGCAUGAAGCUGCUUGUAUCUGCUCGACUGUGUGUUUGCUUCAUCUAAUUGAAGUCCUAAGCUGCUUAGUUUAGAACUCAAUAUAAUUAGUUAACAAAAAAAAACAUGGCCUACAAGCUUAUAUUGAACAAACCUGCAGGAGUACGCUCCAUGUUCUCAUAGCCAUGGAGCCAGGAACUUGUGGAGGACCCUGGUCACGUGCAGGGCCAAGUGGACCUCCCAGCCUCAACGCCUAACCAAGGAAACCAAAAGUUUGGGCAAAAUUGGCAACAAGGUGGAUUGUCGGCGGCAACGGUGAAGCAGCAGGGCAGACCUGUCUAACUUUAUGCAUUUGUGUCAUCUAAGUCACGUCGGGUGAGUUACGUCAUUGCACCACAUGUCAGUUCUGUUGUUUUACAAACCGUGCAAGAGGCGUAAACGUGCCGUUGAUAUCCAAGUAUUUGCUCUGUGAUAGAUCAACUAAUAGAUGUCAUUCAUACAUUUAAAGAUGUUUAUAGAGUCAGUAGUUUAUACAGACUGCACAUACUGUGGAAAUGUGUCAUGAGUUUGUGUACAGAUUUGAACACAUGCACAAAUUGGGUUUCUAUUGUAAGUUUCACGGAUUUGGAGGACUGUCAUUUGUAAUCUUUUUUUGUUUGUAUGUGUGUUGUGGAGAUUUUGUGAAAUAAAAUUUUUAAUGAAAAUCA